AUGGAGUUCGAGGAGGCUGGUAUCGGGGAGGAGUGCGGGGUUUUCGGGUGUGUCGCUGCUGGAGAGUGGCCCACACAACUGGAGGUGGCUCAGGUCUUAACUCUGGGGUUGGUGGCCUUACAGCACAGGGGGCAGGAAAGUGCUGGGAUUGUCACAAGUAAUGGAGCCAGUCCACCCACAUACGCAGCACACAAGGGAAUGGGAUUAGUGAGCACCGCUUUCUCACCCGAGGCUCUUACUAAACUGCGCCAUGGUAACCUCGGCAUUUGUCACACACGCUAUUCAACUACUGGGAUGUCAGAGCUGCAGAACUGCCAGCCCUUUGUGGUGGAUACACUGCAUGGCAAGAUUGCUGUAGCACACAACGGAGAGCUGGUUAAUGCCCAUGCCCUGCGGAAAAAGGUGAUGCGCCAUGGCGUCGGCCUCUCCACCAGCUCAGACAGCGAGCUCAUCACCCAGCUGCUGGCACUGACUCCACCUAUGGAGGAGCUGGACUCACCUGACUGGGUUGCAAGAAUUAAAAACCUCAUGACUGAAACACCAACAUCAUACUCACUGCUGGUCAUGUUCAAAGAUGUGAUUUAUGCCGUGCGUGAUCCUUAUGGAAAUAGGCCGCUGUGCAUUGGACGGCUUGUUCCCAUCUCUAAACUACACGGCCCAGGCGCUGAAGAGGAAGACACUGAGGGCUGGGUUGUGUCAUCAGAGUCGUGCAGCUUCCAGUCUAUUGGUGCCAAGUAUUACAGAGAGGUCUUGCCAGGAGAGAUAGUCCAGAUAUCCAGACAUGGAGUCAAGUCUCUGAGUGUUGUGCCCCGCCCUGAGGGAGACCUCCCAGCCUUCUGCAUUUUUGAAUAUGUUUAUUUUGCCAGGCCAGACUCUAUUUUUGAAGGACAGAUGGUCUAUACAGUCAGGCAGCGCUGUGGUCGGCAGUUGGCCAUCGAGUCUCCGACUGAUGCAGACGUAGUCAGCACUGUGCCAGAGUCUGCGACCCCUGCUGCUCUGGGCUACGCUCAGCAGUCUGGUCUUCCAUACAUCGAGGUUCUGUGUAAGAACCGCUACGUUGGAAGAACGUUUAUCCAGCCAAAUACCCGCUUGAGGCAGCUCGGAGUGGCCAAGAAGUUUGGAGCACUGACCGACAACUUUGCUGGGAAACGAGUGGUGCUCAUUGAUGACUCCAUCGUCAGGGGCAACACAAUUUCGCCCAUUAUUAAACUGCUGAAGGAAGCUGGUGCCAAAGAGGUCCACAUCAGAGUUGCCUCUCCACCAAUCAUGUUCCCUUGCUACAUGGGCAUCAACAUCCCAACCAAGGAAGAGCUCAUUGCCAACAAGCCGGAGUUUCAGGACAUUGCUGGUUAUAUUGGUGCUGACAGUGUGAAAUAUCUGACUGUGGAGGGCCUCGUAUCUGCUGUCCAGGAGGGUAUUGCUUCCCAUAAUGAAAAGGACAAAAUGAAUUCCAAUAACAAGUCCAGCAGGAAAGUGGGCCACUGCACUGCCUGUCUGACUGGGAAAUAUCCAGUGGAACUGGAGUGGUAACUGCUGUGCCAGCACAUCCACAGCAGCACUGUGGAUGUGCUGCAAGCUUUACACUAAGAUGCUACACUACAGAGGGUCGUCGUGUUCAGAACCUUAAAGAUGCAGAAAAUGUGGCUUUUCCUCACUGCUGGUGGCUUUAUGAGACCCCCCCAAAAUUACUGGAUGUGUAUAAUUCCAGGUGUUUAUUUACAUGCCAGAAAAGCCCACAAGACUAAUGACCAAAAUAUGAAAUCUUUAUUUUGUUUGGACUGUUUUCUGAACUUUGAAUAUGAUUGAUGUAUGAAUCAUAAACAACCAUAAAGAUUUUUUUUUUUUUUUUUUAAACUAGAACAUCACUGACCAUUUUAUUUAAAUAGAGAAAACAAAACAUUAAUUCAAGAAUUGAUGCAACUUAGAACCAAGUCUAAAAUCUAUCUACAGAAUAUAGUCAAAUAACUUCUGUUUUUAGUUAAAAUUCACCACAGGGUUUUCUUAAAAAACGAACUGAUUAAUUAUGAGCAGGUUUCCAUCGUUGAAAUAGCUGGUCAUACUUGAACUUCUGGGGGCUUUUCCUCAAUAAUCCCCCCCCUCGCAUCACCAUUUUCUGUAUAUGUUGGAAAGGGAAGAGCAGGUUAGCAGGAACACACUGACCCUGGGAGGACAAACAUUUUGUAUAGAAUUAUAGUCACCUAGGACUGUAGCCAUAGGUCAUUUUGCUCUGUAGUGAACCUCCUGUAAAUGAAGCAUAAAUGAUUCAGGUAAUCAAUAACAGGAUACUAAGUCAAGAAAUCACUCCAUGGCUUUUCCCUGUUCUUCCCCCAUCUCGACAACCAUGAAUCUGAUCUGAUAAGUCCAUUCAGUCAAAGGAAAAAAAAAAAAAAAAAAAAAAAAAAAAAUUGAACUACUUGGAGACUCACUGAUGAAAUGCAUGUCGUGGACUCUCACAUACUUGACACAAAGCAUACCAUUCAUGUAAGUUUCAGAAACUAGUGAUUCUCAAACUGGGGAGUGAGGUGUGGACAACUAGGUGAAAAAUAUAAAGUUUAAAAUUAUUACCAAAAAAAAAAA
Archocentrus centrarchus (flier cichlid) is the source of this 2577-nucleotide messenger RNA. Its product is annotated as amidophosphoribosyltransferase-like. The transcript has 11 exons. The record is from RefSeq and is a predicted model, not a curated record. Gene Ontology annotation, biological process: purine nucleobase biosynthetic process. NCBI's taxonomy places the organism in Eukaryota, Metazoa, Chordata, Actinopteri, Cichliformes, Cichlidae. The coding region runs from base 1 to 1530 and encodes 509 amino acids. Gene Ontology annotation, molecular function: amidophosphoribosyltransferase activity.